Musa acuminata subsp. malaccensis (wild Malaysian banana) is the source of this 840-nucleotide messenger RNA. RefSeq names its product structure-specific endonuclease subunit slx1. Gene Ontology annotation, cellular component: Slx1-Slx4 complex. Gene Ontology annotation, biological process: double-strand break repair via homologous recombination. The record is from RefSeq and is a predicted model, not a curated record. NCBI's taxonomy places the organism in Eukaryota, Viridiplantae, Streptophyta, Magnoliopsida, Zingiberales, Musaceae. Gene Ontology annotation, molecular function: crossover junction DNA endonuclease activity; 5'-flap endonuclease activity.
UUGCGAUAGCGCGCUAUUCCUGACAUUACCUUCCCAGCAUCAUUUUCUUUUUGUGGUUUGGCUUCCCACAAGGCCACGGAAGUUCUCCCCAAAACAAAGCCAAGUCCUUCCGUCGCACGGCCAUCAACGACGAUGAGGCUUUCGUCCACGCUUCGAUCCGUAAAAGGUUCUCGCCCAAUUCACACCAAAAGCACGCCAACCUCUUCCACGGCGUUGUCGCCCUCUUCGUUGUCCUCGACCUCAUCCUCCCUCCUCCGCAACCACCACAACAAGAAGAGAGGUGGAAAACAGCAGCGUCCCAAGAACGUUGGGUGGUCCGUCUAUCUGAUCGUCUCAUCUCGCCUGCCGCGGACUUAUGUGGGUGUCACCACCAACUUCUUACGCCGAUUGAAGCAACAUAAUGGCAUAUUAAAAGGUGGAGCAAAAGCAUGCUCUGCUGGAAGGCCUUGGACCCUUGCAUGUAUUAUUCGAGGAUUUAAGGACCGAAGUGAAGCUUGUGAGUUUGAAUCAAAAUGGAAGAGUGUCUCACGGAGAGUGCCAAGGAAAACGAAGCAAGACUGUGCUGCGAAUCCAUUAUUGGAGCAUCGUCGAGCUGCUUUAAACUGUGUUCGAGGAUUGUUUGAUUGCAGUUAUUUGCAAAUAGAAUGGCAAUCGAGCUUAUCUUAAUAUGUAACGGAACUCAUCAUCAAGCUGCAAACUCGUAGUAUCAGCAACGUCUUCGAGAUCUCUGGUUGGUGGAAAAGGAAUCAGUUUAAUUAUUCUUUAUUGUUUGAUUAAUGUUUGUCGUAACUUGUGAAAGAAAGGAGAAUCUAAACUUUUAGAUCAUAUUCAGUUUCCAAA